Penicillium oxalicum is the source of this 399-nucleotide messenger RNA. RefSeq lists its product as uncharacterized. The transcript is spliced from 5 exons. The record is from RefSeq and is a predicted model, not a curated record. Bases 1 to 399 code for a protein of 132 amino acids. Lineage: Eukaryota; Fungi; Ascomycota; Eurotiomycetes; Eurotiales; Aspergillaceae.
AUGUCACCAGCGGACGCGGCCAGCGGUGCAGGGGACGGCAGGAGGCCGGAUCGGGCAAAAGGGCCCACAAAGCAAAAGCCGAAGCCAAAGAAGAAGCGCUUCCAUAAGUGCUUCCUCUACGGGGUGCGAGGGCACCUGAUGGUGAACUGCCCAGUAAAGGCGUUCACCACCGCGGUGGCGGCGCAGGUCUCGCUUGGCCUGCACCUUCAUGAUGCCCUCGGGCUUCAUGAGAACCGCCCCACCCCGCGAGCUACGGCCCGCCGAGCCACCGCCGCCGCCCCUGCCGCGGCGCGCCCACAGGCUUCAAGGCCUCAGGGCGCGGCUAACCCUGCCAGGCAGGGUUACCAAGAGGCGUCCCUGUCGAGCCGCAUUACGCGGCCCGAUGAACAGAAGAAGUAG